AUGACAAGAGCCCCUUCCGCAAUAGAGCCAAGUUCGGACAACUCUGGCUCUCUUCAUAGUCAUACGUCUCAGAACAAGGUAGUGCAACGGUUUUCAUCGACCAGUAAAUUCCUAAAUACCAUUUUCCACCGCCUCAAAUCACCCUUUUCACCCAAUUCAAGACCAACUCCAUCAACAUUGUCAACGCCAUCGCCCUCUCCUCGAACACAAAGAUCAGCCCCACGAGAGGCAUACCAUAGCGAAUCAAACAUGGCUUUUACAACAGAUGGGCUGAGUAAUUCCCGGACUCGCGAUGCCAAUGAGUGCUUGGACUCUCUUGAUGCUGCCGACACCGCCAUGACAGGCUGCACCAAGGAAAACCAAGCUUCCUCCACCGCAACUGUUAACCGACCUGCUCUCCAGGCCCAGCCCGCAGAUGAUGAUGCAGCUAUUGGAGCUCGAUCCUCAGCGUUCCACAACCAUGACGCUUCUGCCUUUGCUGGGGAGAAAGAAAUCCACCAGGCCUUUAUGGACCAGGCUCUGGACAUGGCCCGUCUAGCUCUGAGGACCAACGAGACGCCCGUUGGUUGUGUCCUUGUCCACGAGGGGACCGUCGUCGCGAGGGGCAUGAAUGCCACCAACGUGACUCGAAAUGGCACCAGACACGCCGAGUUUAUGGCUUUGUCUGCCCUCCUGUCACACAGGCCUGACAAAAACGAAAAUGAGGCGGCUGUUCAACUUCAGGCGCAGGUUGAUGAACGUAUCAAAACUGAUGUUCAGGAUGAUGAGUCGGAGCUAUUCCCCAUGGACGGCAAUUAUGUCAAAAGUGGUCACCUUUACCCCUACGGCCAAAAACUUCAUCACGCACCGCGAGUCGAUCGUUCCAUCGUCCGAGAUUGCAUCUUGUAUGUCACCGUUGAACCUUGUGUCAUGUGUGCUGGUCUACUGCGGCAGCUUGGUAUCAAAAAGGUCUAUUUUGGCGCCGUCAAUGACAAGUUUGGUGGCACCGGCGGCGUCUUUAGUAUCCACAAGAAUUCGACGGACUUUGAUCACCUCAAUUCUGGCGCUGUCCACAGCUCCGUCGAGACUUCCAACCAUCCCGACAUCCUGCCGAAGUCGGUUGAAUGUUCGUCGAACAACAACCAUUUAACCGGGAACUGCCAGCUUUUAUCAGGUUUGGGUGGUGAUGGUGGUAACGUAGAGCCUGGCUUUGAAGCAGAGGGUGGAUGGGGUCGAGACGAAGCCGUCGGUUUGCUUCGACGUUUCUAUGUUCAGGAAAAUGGUCGCGCUCCUGUGCCACGCAAGAAGGAGGGGCGAGCUGCACGACUGGCAGCCAUCGAGCAAGCUGGAAUCGAAACCGCCACGUCUGUGGUUCACUCGUGUUCGGAGGCUGUCGCCAGCCACGAAGCUGGCAUCGUUUCUACAAGCAACAACCUCGCAAGGCAUGAAUGA
This is a messenger RNA of Colletotrichum truncatum, 1431 nucleotides long. The record is from RefSeq and is a predicted model, not a curated record. NCBI's taxonomy places the organism in Eukaryota, Fungi, Ascomycota, Sordariomycetes, Glomerellales, Glomerellaceae.